GUAGGCCUUAAGGACUCUUGGGUAGAAAGGGAAAAUCUUUUCCGUGCAGUAUUUACAUUAUUUAUUGGAAAUGUGAUUAUAUUUUUAGAGCUCUCACACCUUUGGGAAGUGAAUGAUGUCAAAAUUGUAAAGUGAGAUAAAAUAUAUGCCGGAAAGUUGAUUAACAUCAUGUCGGACACAGAGAUUAAUACCGAACAUGGCAGCCAAUCUGAGGACGAGUCCGACGGGUCAACGCUGCACAGCAAGGACACAUUAUCCGGUCAUGACGAGGAGUUUGAUGAGAAACACAAUAUUUUCGACAUUGCUCCGCCAUUGCGGGAACAGCUUUCUGCCAGAUACAAGCACAGCUUCGCCUACAGAACAUUCAGGAAGCGUGUGCCCCAAAUGCUCAACGAGCUGAUAACCUGCAUGCGAGAGAACGAAACUAGGAUCAUGGAACAGUGCGGCGAUUAUGCGCGCUACGAUCUGCGGCGCGUCAUCUGGAGCCUGGAAAUACUGCGCACAGAGGUACAGAAGAACAGCGAAUUCAAGCAUUUCGUCGACAAAGAUCCAGGUGCCAGCGAGUGGAAUAUCUUUAUUAAAAAGCUGGAGAAUCGCGAGAAAAACCAAUGGUUCACCUCCACGUGGAUGGACGCCGAGUGCUACUUGUAUCGUCGCAUUUGGGCUGCAUUCCGGCGCGCAGACACCCUCAGCAGCUACGACUAUUUCAGUCCAAAGAAAAUAUGCUCCACGCGCAAUAAUGUUUUCCUGCUGCGUAGUGUUUUGAAGGGGACACGGGAUCUUCCGCGUUGUCGGCUGCACUUUCUGUUGAUUCUGAAGCUAUCAUUGUGGGCAAAUCGCUGUGAUCUUUCAAUCAGAACCGACGCUCCAAAUGAACGCUUCAUAGAGCAAAUGGUUGAUUUCGACGAACACUUGAUCGCGGAUCAGUCCGAAGAUGUGUGGCACCUGCUGACAGAGGGCAUUCAUAGUUCCGUAUGUCCCGUCACUGUAGACAUUGUCUUGGAUAACGCGGGUUUUGAGCUCUUUGCGGAUUUGCUGCUGGGCGAGUAUUUGAUUGAGGCAGGGCUGGCGGUAAAGGUCCGCUAUCAUGUGAAGGAUAUCCCUUGGUUCGUCUCAGAUGUGACUGCCAACGACUUUAACUGGAUGCUGCAAUUCUUUCUGCGGCACGAGAUAUCAGAGCUGUCCGCCUUUGGCCGAAAACUGCGUCGAUUUAUGCGGAAAAAGUCCUUCGAGCUGUGCCAGGCGUGUAGCUUCUGGACAAAGCCUCAGUGUUUCAAGUUCAUGCGCGAAAUGGCGCCCUGUUUGUAUGUUCAGCUAAGUCUGGGCGCCUUGACCAUAUUCAAGGGGGAUCUUAACUAUCGUAAGCUGCUGGACGAUGUCAACUGGAAUUCCACAACUCCAUUUAGCGAAUGUCUCAGCGGCUUUCUGCCCACUAGCAUCUGUGCCCUUCGCUCAAUUAAGUCUGAUCUAUAUUGUGGUUUGCCCCUUUGCGUCGUCGAGUGGUUAACGGAGGAGGAUCCAAACUGGAUGUGCACUGGCGAGAAGGCGGUUAUCCAGCUGGCUGUAAAGCCGAGACCUUAAACCUUUGUUAGCUACCUCUUUUAUGGUCACAAAAGUAUAAUUUAAGCUCAGUGUUGAUUCCAAAGAUCCUUGGGCAGCUCCGAGCUGCGACUAUAUGUGCACGAAUCCAUAAUGCGUCCCACAUUUAGUUCUGGAAACUUAAUGGCGAAAGUAUAAUUAAGCUAAACAAGUUGGGAUUUCUAAGAUUUGAGUAAAUCUAUUGUCGUUUUAUUAGUUACGACCUUAAAGCUAAAUGGUAGGCCGUGUAAGUCGUAAACAUAAGUAUGACAUUCCAUAUACGCAGUAUAGACUAUAACUAUGCAUUAUUAAAUAUGAAUAGUAGAAAAAUA
Messenger RNA from Drosophila virilis, 1910 nucleotides. Its product is annotated as damage-control phosphatase ARMT1. Gene Ontology annotation, biological process: DNA damage response. Gene Ontology annotation, molecular function: phosphatase activity. Gene Ontology annotation, cellular component: nucleus. The record is from RefSeq and is a predicted model, not a curated record. Lineage: Eukaryota; Metazoa; Arthropoda; Insecta; Diptera; Drosophilidae.